CACCCCAUCACCACCCUUCGCUCUCAUCCGGAAAACCCUCCAGCGAGAUCCCCGCAAAGCAGCGUCCAAGAAGCUCCUCCAAUGGCGGCCGCCACCAUCACCUCCUCCCUCUCCUCCAAGCCCAAGCUCUCCCUCUCCUCCUUCCAUGGCACCCCUCUCGCCCCCGCCGCCCAGUCCCUCCGCCUCCCGGCCCCCCGGUCGUCCGCCCACUCCUCCGGCAUCUCCAUGUCCGCCGCCGCCGCCAACCCGCCGCCCUACGAUCUGAACGCCUUCCGCUUCGACCCCAUCAAGGAGUCCAUCGUCUCACGCGAGAUGACCCGCCGCUACAUGAUGGACAUGAUCACCUACGCCGACACCGACGUCGUCGUCGUCGGCGCCGGCUCGGCCGGGCUCUCCUGCGCCUACGAGCUCAGCAAGAACCCCGACGUCCAGGUCGCCAUCAUCGAGCAGUCCGUCAGCCCCGGCGGCGGCGCCUGGCUCGGCGGCCAGCUCUUCUCCGCCAUGGUGGUGAGGAAGCCGGCACACCGCUUCCUGGACGAGCUCGAGAUCGAGUACGACGAGCAGGACAACUACGUGGUGAUCAAGCACGCGGCGCUGUUCACGUCGACCAUCAUGAGCAAGCUCCUGGCGAGGCCCAACGUGAAGCUCUUCAACGCCGUGGCCGCCGAGGACCUGAUCGUCAAGAACGACCGGGUCGGCGGGGUGGUCACCAACUGGGCCCUCGUGUCGAUGAACCACGACACCCAGUCGUGCAUGGACCCGAACGUCAUGGAGGCCAAGGUGGUGGUGAGCUCGUGCGGCCACGACGGGCCGUUCGGGGCCACCGGGGUGAAGAGGCUGAGGAGCAUUGGGAUGAUCGACAGCGUGCCCGGGAUGAAGGCCCUCGACAUGAACACCGCCGAGGACGCCAUCGUCAGGCUCACCAGGGAGAUCGUGCCCGGGAUGAUCGUGACCGGCAUGGAGGUGGCCGAGAUCGAUGGGUCUCCGAGAAUGGGGCCGACCUUCGGAGCGAUGAUGAUAUCGGGGCAGAAGGCGGCUCACCUCGCCUUGAAGGCCUUGGGAUUGCCGAACGCAUUGGACGGAUCCUACGUCGGGAGCAUCCAACCGGAGCUCAUCCUCGCCGCAGCCGACUCGGCGGAGAUCGCGGAAGCUUGAGAUUAAGCCAACCGAGAUUUGCUUGUCUUGAGUAGAGAGACUGAAAAAGAGAAAAGAGAGGUGUGCUUUGGUGAGAUGAGCCAGGGUGGGUGGGGGCCUUAUAUGGCCUGUAAUAGAUGGAGUGCGUAGUUUUGGGCGUUUUGUCAAUAAGGUUGGAUUUGUGUCAGGUCUCUGUUUUUCUUUCUUUCUCUCUUUCGCUCGCUUUGCAUUUUCUGCUGCCGCUGCCGCUUCUGCUUGUGCUUGCAUCAAGAAGCUUUGCCUCCUGGAUUUGGAUGAAUGGGAGUCGAGUUUCGGAGUCGAUUUGCUUGUCCGGAUAAUCUUUUGGAGUAUUCACUAAAAUAUCUACUAGUGGCCGAAGUCACUGUCGAAAUUUCUGCUGCUUGUUAUCAAAAGUACUUACUGUCUUUUCUGAAA
Molecule: messenger RNA, 1569 nt
Organism: Eucalyptus grandis
Lineage: Eukaryota; Viridiplantae; Streptophyta; Magnoliopsida; Myrtales; Myrtaceae
Product: thiamine thiazole synthase 1, chloroplastic
Exons: 3
Coding region: 82-1155 (357 amino acids)
Biological process (GO): thiamine biosynthetic process
Source: RefSeq, a predicted model, not a curated record